This is a messenger RNA of Zophobas morio, 1994 nucleotides long. Its product is annotated as tetraspanin-13. The transcript is spliced from 4 exons. The coding region runs from base 127 to 795 and encodes 222 amino acids. Gene Ontology annotation, cellular component: plasma membrane. The record is from RefSeq and is a predicted model, not a curated record. Lineage: Eukaryota; Metazoa; Arthropoda; Insecta; Coleoptera; Tenebrionidae.
CGUUUUUGAUAAUUGAUAAUUCGACAAAAGCAUCGAUCACCGUGCUGUUCGUGUUCGUUGCCCUGAAAUUAAAGUUAAUUUAUCCAAGUUUCUGAAGAAACGCGCAGUGUGUUAUAUGUUUACAAAAUGUGCGGUGGCUUUACCUGUUCGAAAAAUGCAUUAAUUGCAUUAAAUGUGUUAUAUAUUGUAGUAGCUUUUAUUUUAAUAGGGGUUGCGGUUUACGGUCGUGCGGCUUCCUUGGUCACAAAUUUACCCAUCGUAGGGGGUAUUUUAGCAUGUGGCAUAAUACUCAUUCUGAUCUCAGUCCUAGGACUCCUGGGUGCUGUGAAACACCACCAGGUGAUGCUUUUCUUUUACAUGGUUAUCUUGUUUUUGUUGUUCUUGAUCCAAUUCUCGGUCGCUUGCGCUUGCUUGGGUGUUAAUAUUUCUCAGCAAGAACAGUUAGCGGAACAAGGGUGGAGCCGGGUGGAUAAUGCUACACGGAAUGAAGUACAAGAAGUCUUCACCUGCUGUGGCUUUGAUCCAGUUGUUGAUAAAACCACACCUCAUCCUAGUUGUGAAAACAUCGCCAUGAGAUGUUGUAUCACGAAUGAUAAAAACUGUGUUUGUCCUCCUUGUAUGAAAAAAUUGCAACACACAAUCAACUAUGCAUUUAAGUUGUGUGGUUGGAUUGGGCUGUUUUUCAGCUUAACUGAGAUAGCAGGUUUAGUUCUGUCACGAAGGUAUCGGAAUUUAGCUGAUCCUGACGAGAAGCUAGCGACAGCGAUUUUUCCUCGCCAUAAUUUUACGUACUGAUCUAGUCACUAUUACUGUGCAAAUUUUGAGUGAUUUGUCUUGAUCUAUGCCAUACCAAAGACAUCAUCUAUAUAUUCCAUUUUUUAAUAAAGGCUGCAGUUUAUCAUGCCAUUUGUGAUUGUUUUUAUACGCAUUUGCGUCUGUUGUGUUCUCUUUACGUUUAGUUGAACGCAUUUUUGUAUCAUCGUUUAUAAACUUUCGUAACUAGUCUUCAAAUACAUAUUUGAUGUUCUUCGACAAUUCAUAUGUGUAUUCCAUGUUAUACCAGUGUACAUUUCAUUAAGCUGACUACCACGUUUUUCAUAAAGGCCAGUUUUCAGUGGUGGUUUAGUACAAUAUCGUGUAUCGUAUCUUUCUAGUAAAGUGAGUGUAAUAAAUUUAACGACAAUUAUGAGCCACACUAGCGCAACUGGCCUUUACACUUAGAUAUUAACUAGUUAAUAACUGUGGAACCAGUGUUUCAAGGCUGUUAUUAGGAGCAUAUAUUUUAAUAAGACAACUUCUUAUAUGUGUUUUCAAAUGUAGAUCUAAUCAUAAUUAGUAAAAUGUACGAACGUGUAAAACAUGUCUUGAGGUUUUUUACUUAGAGACGAGCAUACAAUUGCUAACUCGCUGUCACUUUUAUCGCCUAAAUAGUGCUUUUCUCUAAAGUAAAGGCCUUGUUCAUACUAGGAAAAUCUGUAUUUAGAACAAAGACGAAAUAUUUUGUAUCCAUCAAUUCAACUGAGCCAGUUGUGUAUUUGUACGUUCACAACUAAGGCAUGUAGUAAAUAUGUGGUUGGGUUUAAAUUUAUGUAGUCUAGCUGCGUAUAUUUUUAUUUAGUGGUUGUAAAUAAUUAACGUGCCUUGUAAUUAUAGAACUGAAUUGUGGGUAAGUCGACAUGAGAUUUUUUACCGUUUUUAGUUGAGAUUGUAUACACAAGACUUCUUUUAUUUAUAUAUUUAUGAUUUUUGCUUUUAUUACGUCUACGCAACUGGCCCUUGACCAUCGAAAAUCCUAUCAAAGAAAUACAGAUCGUAGUAACAAUGUGUCUAUUUCAUAUACAGUAAAUAUUUUAGUGAGUAUUUGCUCAGUGCAUGAAUUUGCUCAUUCAUUACACUAUCUAAUUUCGUUUUAACUUCCUAUUUAUUGUUUCUUUUUCGUGUACCUCUAAUUUAUAGCUUGUAAUUGUAGUUGCUGAAUAAAUUAUGUGAUUAAA